Messenger RNA from Zingiber officinale, 806 nucleotides. RefSeq lists its product as uncharacterized. Lineage: Eukaryota; Viridiplantae; Streptophyta; Magnoliopsida; Zingiberales; Zingiberaceae. The coding region runs from base 20 to 766 and encodes 248 amino acids. The record is from RefSeq and is a predicted model, not a curated record. The transcript has 2 exons.
UCUUCCAAUUUUUAUAUCGAUGGAAGUCAUUGAUGGAAAGAAGAGAAGCCAUUCUCUUCUCAAUUCCCUCUGCUGCUUUGGCUUCACAGCCUCGCCGUCCAAGUCGCAUAAGUUUAGGCCAAAAAGUGAUCAGACCAUGCCAGAGAACUCCACCGUCACCGCGGCUGCAGUCGCUGACAUCCGGCAUAAGGAGAAGGUAUUCAAGCCUGUGAAGAGAAGUUUCCUCUGUUGGUUCCUCAAGCAUGAAAAGAAAAAUCAAAGCGAAAUCUCGAUCAACCGGAGCCGUUACCGUCUUCGACCAGCACCCGUAGGGAGUCCAAUGAAGCCUCAGGUUCGGAAUUCGCAGGUGCACCGAGAGGCUUUCAACUACAAGACACGAGUUGAGCCCUCACAAGUUUAUCAACUUCGUCCUACUUCGCCUGGACUUUGCUCUCACUUCGACUCCGCUAUAGUUCCGCGAGCAUCUGAUUGUCAAGAAACAUGGCUGAGCCGCCAUGGGGUCCGUGGGCCACUGAUGCUCGUCGCCAUAGUGCUAGCGUUGUUGUUGGUCGUUAGUAGGAUCACCGUGAUUACGUGCGUGUGCGCUUGGCUGUAUCUCUUCCCUCGGCGUAAGGCUCCAACACAAAGGAAAAACGUCACUGAAAAAGGUAUAAGAGAAGAUGAAGAGAUCGACUUGAACUCAAAGGAGUACAAGAAGAUGGCCGCGCUCAAGGGGCUGCUGGAGCGAGACCAUGCGCACAUGUUAAUGAAAAUGCCUCUUGUUUAAUUUCUUUUCCUUUUUUUUUUUUUGCUUGUAAAUAAUUAGC